Messenger RNA from Aedes albopictus (Asian tiger mosquito), 2149 nucleotides. RefSeq lists its product as uncharacterized. Gene Ontology annotation, biological process: DNA integration. The transcript has 2 exons. The coding region runs from base 224 to 1291 and encodes 355 amino acids. NCBI's taxonomy places the organism in Eukaryota, Metazoa, Arthropoda, Insecta, Diptera, Culicidae. Gene Ontology annotation, molecular function: nucleic acid binding. The record is from RefSeq and is a predicted model, not a curated record.
UUCUUUCGAUGCUAAGUUUCCCAUAAUACUCCCAAAACGACACACGAUUACCUUUCUAAUUGUUGAUUGUUAUCAUCGGCGUUUACGACACGCCAAUCGUGAAACCGUGUUCAAUGAGAUCCGCCAACGUUACGAAAUACCCACACUUCGUCGGCUACUGGACAAGGUUCAACGAGCUUGCGCGCUUUGCCGCAUUGCGAAAGCUAACCCAAGGCCGCCGGUCAUGGCAUCGCUUCCUGAAAUGCGUUUGACGGCUUUCAUUCAACCCUUCACGUAUACGGGUGUGGACUAUUUCGGUCCAAUCUUGGUAAAGUUGGGCAGGAGCAACGUGAAGCGCUGGGUGGCGCUCUUCACCUGCCUUACCGUCAGAGCGGUACACAUGGAAGUAGUACAUUCACUAAGCACUAUUUCAUGCAUCAUGGCUGUUCAACGAUUUGUGGCUCGUCGCGGACAUCCAAGAGAGUUCUGGUCCGAUAAUGCCACGUGCUUUCAAGGUACUAGUAACGAACUAGAAGCGCACAACCGAGCUUUGGUCGAAAAGUUCACUACCUCUCAAUGCUCAUGGAAGUUUAUACCCCCUUCGACUCCCCACAUGGGGGGUGCGUGGGAGAGACUUGUUCGUUCAGUGAAAGUAGCUAUCGGAGCUGUUCUGGAGAGUUCACGCAAGCCUGACGAUGAAGUGUUGGAAACUAUACUCAUUGAAGCAGAAGGGAUGAUAAACUCGAGGCCGCUCACUUAUAUACCACUUGAGUCAGCCGAUCAGGAAGCAUUGACGCCUAAUCAUUUUCUGCUGGGCAACUCAUCUGGAGCAAAAUUUCUUCCCAACGGCCCACUGGAUGAUCACGUGAACCUUAGAAAAAGUUGGAACAUGGCAAGAUGCAUUGCAGAUGAAUUUUGGCGUAGGUGGCUCAAAGAGUAUCUACCAAUGAUUACUCGUAGAUGCAAAUGGUUUGAGGAUGUGAAGGACUUGCAAGUAGGCGAUUUAGUACUGCUGAUUGACGGAAAGACGAGGAAUCAAUGGGUUCGAGGACUGGUUGAAGAGAUCUACCCCGGGCGAGACGGCAGAGUACGGCAAGCGCUAGUACGGACAUCGUCGGGAAUUGUGCGUAGAUCAGCAGUGAAGCUGGCUGUAUUAGACGUCAAAGAGAAUAGUAAACCUGCCGUCGGUUCAACUGAAGUUCUAAACCCUCACCAAGGUUUACGGGCGGGGGUAUGUUAUGGCAACACUGACAACGACGGUCCUGCAAUCGACUCUAGUCUGCAUGAUGUGGAAACGUCAAUCAAAAAGUAAACAGCUGUUGCAAGGUCGUGAAUCAGCAAAUUAUUCUUUACGGUGAUUAUAUUACUUUGUGAAAUUGAUUAUAUUACGUUGUGAGAUUAUAAUUAAUCUUAAAUUUACAGCCUCUAAUCUAAAUUCCUAAUAAGCGUGAAUUCAUCUAUACCUAUAUUAGCUAGUGUUUAAUCCUAAAAAUUAAACUAGAAAACACCAAUAGCCAGCCUAGUGGGAAAACGAUCGCUCUCCACUAUCCUAAUAAGUACACCAAAUUUGUAUGUAGUAAGUAGAAAUUGUAAAAACUCGCUCUAAAAUAAACUCCCAUUUCAGCUAAAAGCAUUCACACUCAAACCACACAGUGUUGCUAUUUGGAGUUGGUGACAUAACCCAACAGCCGGGGUGGCUUCUGCUGUACAUAGUAGACGUCUCCAUUCCACUCGGUCCAAGGCAGUUUGUCUCCAGUUCCGCACUCUGCGUAGGGUCCGCAGAUCGUCCUCCACUUGGUCGACCCACCUAGCUCGCUGCGCACCACGUCUUCUUGUACCGGUCGGAUGACUCUCGAGAACCAUUUUAGUCGGGUUGCUAUCCGACAUCCUAAUGACGUGACCCGCCCACCGUAGCCUUCCGAUUUUUACGGUAUGGACGAUGGUUCUCUCAGCAGCUGAUGCAGCUCGUGGUUCAUUCGGCUUCUCCAAGUUCCGUCUUCCAUCUGCACUCCGCCGUAGAUGGUACGCAACACCUUCCGUUCGAAAACUCCAAGGGCGCAUUGGUCCUCUGCACGUAGGGUCCAUGUUUCGUGCCCAUAGAGGACGACCGGUCUAAUCAGCGUUUUGUAGAUGGUUAACUUCGUGUUACGGCGAACUUUAUUCGAUCGUA